GGUAUUUACAGAUGAUCACAUUUACACUUGGUUACAAAAAUUACAAUAUUAUUCGUUAAUUCAGUGAACUAGUACUGUAGUAUGAACAUCCCAAAAUUGUUCUUAAGUAAAAUUGGAUAUUGUCACAGUGUUCUAAAAACAGCUUCUUCAAGACGAUCAUAUCAUGGAUUGUUGUUGGCAAAAGUAUGUCUAUCACCCUCGCACAUAUUGGUGGAAAAUAUUCGUUACAAAACAAGAGCUGUCAUAUUUGACAUGGGUGGAGUUGUGCUCAAAAGUCCAUUUCCACUAACAAGAGCAUAUGAGGAUGAAAGAGGGAUUCCUCCUGGUACCAUCUGGAAAUGUAUUGAGCAGUUUGGUGCAGAUGGUUCUUGGCCUAAAUUGGAAAUAGGAGAACUAAAUUCUGAAGAGUUUGGUGUAAAAUUCUCUGAGGAAUGUUCUGUCACUGCAGGUCAAAGUGUGGAAUUACAUGACUUUCUUGAGUAUUUGGAGAAUGGAAUGGGUGAUCCAAUCCCAGAAGUGCUAGAUGCAGUCAGGGCUAUAAAAGCAGAAGGCAUUAAAACCGCUCUCCUGACAAAUAACUGGAAAAAUUCUGAUGGCAGCACAUUGAUUCCUAUCGAUCAAUCAAUUUUUGAUGUUGUCGUAGAGUCUGCUGUGGCUGGAAUAAAUAAACCGAAUCCAGUUAUUUAUAACAAAUGCUUGAAUGCAUUGGGAGUCAAGGCUGAAGAUGCAAUCUUUCUUGAUGACAUUGGCAGUAAUAUAAAGGCUGCAAAGAGUCUUGGAAUUCGAUGCAUCAAAGUGGAAAACAUUCCUGCCUCACUUGCGCAGCUCGAACAAAUAUUGCAGUUUUCUCUGUCCAAUCCUAUCCCAGAAACAAAGGGAGUUCGAAAAGGUAUGGAGAUAUCAGAAAGGAAUCUUGAGAAAAACAUUCAGAAUACCCUUAAGAUUCAUUCACACACUGGCCUACAUAUUCGGCAGUUUGCUCAUGGCCAGUCUAAUCCGACAUACUAUAUUGAGUAUGGAGAUAUGAAAGCCGUUCUUAGAAAAAAGCCACCAGGCAAAUUGUUACCAUCAGCACACGCUAUUGAAAGAGAAUACAGAGUAAUGUCUGCCAUGAAAGAAGCAGGGGUUCCUAUUCCCACACUUUUAUCUCUUUGUGAAGACUCUUCAAUCCUUGGUACUCCUUUUUAUUUGAUGAAAUAUGUGGAUGGCAAUGUGUAUAAAAAUCCACUGCUCCCUGAUAUGCCUGCAGAGAAAAGACGGCGUAUUUAUCAUAACCUAGCUGAUACUCUGUGUAAUAUACAUUCCGUUAACAUAGACAAUGCAGAUCUCACCGACUUUGGAAAAUAUGGAAAUUAUGUUGAAAGACAAGUAAUAACUUGGUCAAGGCAAUAUAAGGCAACUGAAACUCAUAAUAUCCCUGCUAUGAACAGAUUGAUAGAAUGGUUGCCACAACAUUUACCAAAAAAUGAGAGUACUGUUGUGGUUCAUGGUGACUACAGACUCGAUAACCUUAUUUUUCAUCCAGAGACUGAUGAGGUUCUUGCUGUUUUGGACUGGGAAUUGUCCACCCUGGGUGAUCCAUUGUCAGAUUUGGCAUAUAUGGGAAUUGCUCAUUAUUUGCCUAAAAAUAUACCAAUACUACCAGGCAUGGCUGAAAAGGAUUUGGAACGUCUGGGCAUUCCCAGCAUGAAGGAAUUAAUGCAUCGUUACUGCUCCAAAACUAACACAGCAGAAGUUUCAAAUUUUAAUUUUUAUAUGGCUUUUACAUUUUUCAGAGUAGCUUCUAUAUUACAAGGUGUUUUUAAAAGGUCCAAAAUGGGCCAGGCAAGCUCUGCUUCUGCCAACGCUGCUGGUUCACUUGCAGAACAAAUGGCCGAUAUUGGUUGGAAUUUUGCAUGUAAAGAAGGAUUUAGAGUAUUCAAUGACUCCAAUCGCAUUCUUUUGAAGGGAAAACCAUAAGGGCACAAUAAUUAAUAUAUAAACUUUUAUUUGAGGCACUUGCUAAUUUUAUUGUUUUAUCUAGCAUAAUAUCUUAAUAAUGUUAAUAUACUUGGAUAUGAUAGGGAUGACUUGCAUUAGGUGCAUGCCGUAUCUUGUUUGGUAAUUUUUUCGAGUAUUUUUGUAAUGCAUUGUGGAUAAUUUAAUUUUUGGUUCAGUUGAGAAAUCAUUCAUUAUAACUGUGCUAUUCACUGACUUAAUUUUUUGUGCUGAUUAUCCACUGCAAAUUUCGUUGUUGUAACUGUUCAAAAUUGAUUAAAGGAUUGAUUAGGAUUUUGUGAGAGAUUUUGUUCAUACAUGAAUUGUCAAUAAAUAAUCGUCCUUGACCAAUCGCAUAAUUAUUUUCAUUUAUCUUGUGAAAGAAUACGAUUCCAUAAUAAUAAAGAUAAUGUGUAAUAUAAGUUUUCUGUGUUUGCCCGUCUUUACUAUGCACCACUGGUCUUUAGAAGAUAUCACCUCUUCCUAAUGUAGCAGUAUGUUCAUUUCGUGAAAUAAAAUAAUUGUACUAGUAUUGCAAA
This is a messenger RNA of Styela clava, 2516 nucleotides long. RefSeq names its product acyl-CoA dehydrogenase family member 10-like. The record is from RefSeq and is a predicted model, not a curated record. NCBI's taxonomy places the organism in Eukaryota, Metazoa, Chordata, Ascidiacea, Stolidobranchia, Styelidae.